Molecule: messenger RNA, 5539 nt
Organism: Caretta caretta (loggerhead turtle)
Lineage: Eukaryota; Metazoa; Chordata; Testudines; Cheloniidae
Gene: TM7SF3
Product: transmembrane 7 superfamily member 3
Biological process (GO): negative regulation of programmed cell death
Cellular component (GO): plasma membrane
Source: RefSeq, a predicted model, not a curated record
GAUUUUCCAGGCGCAAUGUGGCUCCCGCGCUUCUUCCCCAGCACCUUGCUGGUCUUGGGGCUCGCUUGCAGGCGUGAAGCCUUGGUCAGCGCCGGCGCGGGUAUAUGCAAUGACAUGUACUUUGAAACCAUCUUCAUGAGGCAGAAAUGCAAGAGAUCCAUGAAGAAGAAAUCAAAUCAAGGAUUGCUGCAGUUGCAAGGGACAGAGAAAGCAUUAAUAAGAAGCUAGAGCUGUGUAUUGAUCCCUUAAACCCCACUAAGCACCCAGAGGCAAUAAUAAACAUGGUCAGUGGUAGAGUGGUACUGCUAUCCAUCAGUGUAGAUGACAUUUACAAUUGGAAUUCACCAAAUGCAAGAAUUUGAACGUAACUGGUCCACAGGGUUCUGUACACCGUACCAAGGAUAGCAGAGCCACUGGCAGGGACAAAGCAUGUACAGGUUUGUCCAACAAAGGAAUUUGACACUUGCCUACAAGCAAGUUCACGAGAGGUUGACAUGAAGAAUAUUUUGUCACAUGAGUUGGUUCCUGUACCGAUGUCAAAUGUUCUCGGACGCUGGUGACAUGAGGCUUUCCAAGACUAAGUGUAAGCUAAAGAACCAGCUGCAGAUAGAGGUGUCAACUAGACAUACUUAACAAGACAUCACCUGUAUAGUCAUUGACCGUUCCACUUCUUUCAGUGGUAUGCUGGCCAGCAAGUGAUAUUCAAGGACUUUGUGUCCAAUUUCUGAGUCUGCACUGAACACAAGCUAGCUGCAGGUGACGUAACCUUGUCUUUGAAAAGUACAAAGUCCUCAUCACAAAGAGUGUCACAAGAUCUAGCAGAGCUACGGAAGCAAGCAGGGUGCAUCAGCUGAGUGCAAAUACAGAGCUACUGCCACAGAAAGUUGUGGAAACUGAUGGAAACUGGAAACAAGAAACAGUGGAUUAAAAUCAUUUCUACAGAACUCCAUUCAAGACAAGAAUUUUGACCAAGAGAACCUAUUAGAGCACAAGGUAGUCAUUGCAGGUAGAGACACACCCCAGUUGAAGUAAAGAAGAAGGUGUGAUGAUCAACAGGGAAGAUAUGGCCACCUGAGGAGUUGGACAACCUCCUAGUAAAACAAAUGAUGAUGCAAAAGAAAAUCCAGUGGGAAUAUCAGUAUUGUGUAUUUGUUUUACUGAUUUAUUUUACUCUUGCAUCAUCACCUUGAACAGGGCCUAAUUUCUUAAGUGAUUAAGGACUCUCUAGCUUGAGAGAGAGCUGUAAUAAACAUUCAUGCUGCUGCAGAGCAACACUAGAACAUUGUGCCUGGACUGUUAGCUGUCCUUGUACCCUUGGGCAGUGAUGCAGUACCAUCCUAUUUUGGCCUUGCCACUGUGUUGAAGAUUCUGUGAGCUGGUGACUCCCUCUUUCUGCUGGCUGACAUCAGUGCAGCAAUACCUGAUGGCUUUGAACUGGCAAACAAACUGUGCCACCAUGUCAGAAGCAUGGGAGAAAUAACGUGCAGUGAAAAUUGGUAAAGGUACCAUGUCAACACCAAAGCUCAGCUCCCUACCACCACCAGCUGAAGCGUUUUAUAGAAGAUGAGCACAUCUUCAGGCACAAGUCUUCUUGAACUCUCUUUGGACAAGUUCAAAAAUGUGCUACUUAACCAGACCAUCCCAGUGGAAGCUGUAAUAAGGAAUAUUGCAAGCAAUGUGACUGUCAUUAUUUUUCAAGUACAUUCCCACCAAAAAAAUGUAACCAUCUCCUUUGAUAAGAAUUCCUCUGCAAAUAGCUCAGAAACUGGAGUAGACAAAGGGUUAGUUUCCAUUCUUCGGCCUCAGCAGAGUGUGUGUACAUGGUACCUGCAGUCUCCGGAUGCCAAGCAAGUGUUGAGCACAGCUGUUUCUUUCGCUUAUUCUGAGAGAGAUCCUAUCCCUGGAGGCUGCAAUCUGGAAUUUAACUUGGAAGUUGAUCCCAAUAUUUAUUUAGAGUAUAAUUUAAUUGACACAUGCAUCAAGUUUGCCCCUGCAAACUUGGGAUAUGCCAGAGGUGCCAACCCUCCCUCGUGUGAUUCAGGGACAGGUCAGAACUCUAGAUGGCGACUGCACUAUGACAUCUAUCAGUAUUUCUUACCAGAGAAUGAUCUCUCGGAAACUGCACUCCUGAAUCACCUGCGAAAGAUGUCUGACGUGCAGAGCGUCCGAGCUAAUGGCGUUAGACUGGUUUCCUUAACAACUGACGAAAAGACCAAUGUACACUUCUCCUCACUCCCUGGACAAGGAGUGAUCUAUAAUGUCAUCGUGUGGGAUCCACUUUGGAAUACCUCUGCUGCAUAUGUACCUGUUCAUACCUAUGCCUGUAGCCUCACUGCCCUUGUGGAUAAUUGUUCCUCUCUCAGAAGACUCUCCACCAAAAUAUUCUUCACCACUUUUGCUGUUCUUGGUCUCUUUAUUUGCUUCUUUGGGCACAGGUUCUGGAAAACAGAUUUGUUCUACAUGGGCUUCAUCGUCACAGGAUUUAUUUUCUUUGUAUUAUUUACUAGAAUAACCUCCCUUAGUUAUGAUGUUUGUCUGAUUCUGACAGCAGUAGCUGGACUCGUUGGAGGGCUUCUCUUGGUUGCUUAUUGGUGGAGAUUUGGCUUUGUCCUUCUGUGUAUGUUGAUUGUUGGACUUGUGCUGGGAUUCUUCUUCUCAUCAGUGAUCUUCUUCACUCCACUAGGAGACUACAAGGUUUUUCGUGAUGAUGCUGUGUUUUGGGUGACCUUUUCCUGCAUAGCAUUGAUGGUGCCAAUAGUCUUUGUUGGCUGUCCAAGAAUUCUGAACAUAUUGGCCUGUGGCAUAGUAGGCUCUUAUUCAGUCGUCUUAGCAAUUGCUUGUUACCUGUACACAAGCCUCGCUUACAUCACAUUGGACCUACUCAGGAGGGUUCUGAAUGACGACUUCAGCCAAGCGUACACCAAUGUGCCCUUCCAAACAAAUGAUUUAAUCAUCCUGGCAGUAUGGGGGAUGCUGGCAGUCGGUGGAAUAAUGGUGCAGCUUCGCCGAGAGAGACGUGAGGUACCCUUCCCACCACACCCUUACCGUAUCUGGAAGCGAGAAAGGGAGCGCAGGAUUACUAACAUUCUGGAUCCUAGCCACCACAUCCCUCCUCUGAGAGAGAGGAUCCAUAACAAACUAUCGCAGAUCAAGGAGUUCUUCCGAAAAGAGCAGCCAGCUGGGGAAAGAACUCCAUUGCUUCUGUAAUUUAACCAAAUGGUGCACAUUGAUAGCUACUCAAAAGGGCUCUAAGCAUCUAAACUAAGGUGGUGAUGACCAGCAUCUGUCCAGCAGUGCUGACUUGGUGUUCUUAUGACCUAAUCCCGCUUAACAAAGCUACAGUGUAUGCUGGACGUGGAAGACAAACCUUUAUCUGGCUGAUACACUCACUGCUGUCCUGUGCUCUUUCUCAAUGGCCCACUUGUCCUGCUGUAAAAAAUUCUGGUUCCUGCAGAGACCUUGCACUAAGGGUGGAGUAUAUUUGAGUGCAAUGACUAAGGUGUUUCUCUUUGUGAGUCUUGUUGUGUUUGUUGGAAAUGUUUAGGUAUGUGAAAUCUAAAAACAAAAGCCUGAGAAGGUAACUUGUGAUUUAAAUAUGUGCAAUGUCAAAACUCUUCCUUUGUAUCUUGUAAUGGAUUUUCAAGAGACCACCUUGAUUCUCACCAGACAUGAGCAUCCUAUGCUGAACAUACAAGGGAAGAAAUAUCUAGUCUGUCUUUAGUAUUGAAGUAUCCUAACUGCAGUGUCUUCACAACUAUUAAACCUUCAAUAUUGGUACCAAACCCACAUCUCUGAACACAGUAAUGGUUUUUAAUAGGUAUAUUACUGAACCAUCACAAAUUGUACUAAGUAACUUUUGUGUUUUUAAUUGCACUGGAUUAAUAUUUGUAUUUCUGUGUGUUCAGCAACUGGACUCUGCCUCAGAGAUAGAAUAAGAAGGCUCCUUUUCAUCCUCCCUUUUAAGCUAUCUGCGGGGUGGGAUGACGUCCUUUCAGUACCAAGCUGCUUGUCUGGUUUCUGCUUGAAGAGUUGCCCAGAGUCCUACAAGAAGCAUUGAGGCAAAGCUGGAGUUGUAAGUUGUAAGAGAUGAUGGCUUGCUGAUCAAACACAAGAGUCCCCUCCCAUGCUUAGCUUCCCUAAUUGUUUCUUUGAGCUAGGAACACCUAAGGGCUAAUGGCCUCCUUGUUUCAGCUACUGUGCUUUGUAAAUAGCUUUGGUUCCUGAGAAUUGAUUGAGUUAGCUCUUCAUAGAAGAAUAACCUCAAAUUCAGCAUUUCUGUUUUAAAUGCAGAUUUUCUUUUUUCUGAGCUUGCUCAAAACACUAACCCUGCCUCUUAAUCAGUGCUUUCCUCUCCCCUCCCCUCCCCUUUUGGGUUAAGAAUGUGAAAAGUAUACUGCAGGUAAAGUAUUGACCUGAAGCCUUGCUGGUUGGUAAUAUGUACAUUUCUCUUACACUCCAGUUAGCACACUGUGUGUGAAAGGAGUUACCCUUACAUAGAGUUACAACCCUUCAUAUUCCCGAGAGUUAGUGUCUUUUUCUUUUUAAUCACUGCUGGAGAAGUGAACAAGAGUGGCUUGGUUUGGAUCACUCAGUAAAACCACAAAUCCAAGCUUUCCUCCAGCUCCUCCUCCCAGGCCUCUAAAUACUGUCCUUCCCCUUGCGUGUGUAUGUGGCUAUAAAGUCCAUACCUCCCACGUCCUGACCUAGGUUAUGCAGGAAGUUGUACCUCCUUCCUCUUCCCUCAUCACCCCCACUUCUGUACCUCUAACUCCUAGGCAGCAAGCAGCAGUCACCUCUCUUGCUUUGUUGUAAUGCUCUUCAACUUUGUAUUAGAACAGCCACUAACAAAUAGUAAAAUACUAAACUUACCAGUGCAACUUGAUGACUAAAAACUGAAAUUCUUUCAAUAUCAGAUACCAUCUUUGAAUGACAAAGUGGUAAAGGAAUUAAGUUUUUAACAAUAGCUUUUGAAAGCUGCAAAACAUCUAAUGGCAUGAGUUGACCACAACCUUAACAGCAACAAGAAGCCUUCCCUUGAAAUCUUGAUACUUCAGACCAUUUUAAUACUACUUAAGCUAAUUUUUAAAAUGUUCAUUAUGGGGUAAAAAUUAGGAAAGAUGUGGCAUAGUUUCACAGUUUCUUCAAAGGCUGAUUUAACUUAAUUUUAAAUCAGUCAUUCACUGUGGGAGCUAAAAAGCAAGGGCCAGAUUCUAGCAUAGCUCAAAUGAAAUCAGUAAACUAUGUUGACUUACACCAGUUGAAGAUAUGGUCCGGAACAUGCUGUCUUUCAAGUGUCUCGAGGGAAAACUGUUUCUCAUCUACUGGACUGUAGCUCACUGACUAACUUUUAUAGCACUGAUGAUGCUGAGUAACUUUGCCACAUCUGAUGGCCAAAGUAGCAAACACUUAACUUGGAUCUGAAACUACCCUUAUAUAUGUUUACCUUGUUUUUAUAAUUGCCAUGAUUAACAUUGUGAAAGAGAAAAUAUAAGUUACAUUUGUUCCUAUCUUUUAUAAUAAAGAUUUUUUUUUAAGAGUA